UCUCCACCAAAUCCUUCAGCUGCCGAGUGCAUCGUCUGGGUCGGUGGCUUUGUUUAGGGGAGUGAAACAGUCCGAGCCGCUUCCUCUAGGAGCUGGGGCGAUUUACCUCUCCCUCCCCUGGGCGGUAGCCCGGGACCAUGUCUGAUUUCCGCUGCUGCUUCCCAGGCGCACCUGGGGCGGGAGUUGCCCGAGAUCCGAGGCAGCUCUGAGCCGGCCCUGGGAUAAGAGGGUAGAGGCGAAAGGGGGCGCACUGAGAAAGUGACACGAGCAGAGCUGGGAUCGAAGGCUGGACCCUGAGAGGAGUGAGGGAGGGGACAUCCCCAACUCUCUCCUCCUCGCCCCCAGUGAGAGCCUGCAGCUAUGGAGUCUCCAACCAAGGAGAUUGAAGAAUUCGAGAGCAACUCUCUGAAGUACCUGCAACCUGAGCAGAUCGAGAAAAUCUGGCUUCGGCUUCGAGGGCUGAGGAAAUACAAGAAAACAUCCCAAAGGUUACGGUCUUUGGUCAAACAGUUAGAAAGAGGGGAGGCUUCAGCAGUAGAUCUCAAGAAGAAUCUGGAAUAUGCAGCCACAGUGCUUGAAUCUGUAUACAUUGAUGAAACCAGGAGACUCCUGGAUACGGAGGAUGAGCUCAGUGACAUUCAAUCCGACGCUGUGCCUUCAGAGGUCCGAGACUGGCUGGCCUCCACCUUCACAAGGCAGAUGGGCAUGAUGCUCAGGAGGAGUGAAGAAAAGCCCAGGUUCAAGAGCAUCGUCCACGCAGUUCAAGCUGGAAUAUUUGUGGAGAGAAUGUAUAGACGGACAUCAAACAUGGUUGGACUGAGCUACCCACCAGCUGUUAUUGAAGCAUUGAAGGAUGUGGACAAUUGGUCCUUCGAUGUGUUUUCCCUCAAUGAGGCCAGUGGGGAUCAUGCACUGAAAUUCAUUUUCUAUGAAUUACUCACACGCUAUGAUCUGAUCAGCCGUUUUAAGAUCCCCAUUUCUGCACUUGUCUCAUUUGUGGAGGCACUGGAAGUGGGAUACAGCAAGCACAAAAACCCUUAUCAUAAUUUAAUGCAUGCUGCUGACGUCACCCAGACUGUGCAUUACCUCCUCUAUAAGACAGGAGUAGCGAACUGGCUGACGGAGCUAGAGAUCUUCGCUAUUAUCUUCUCAGCUGCCAUCCAUGACUAUGAACACACCGGAACCACCAACAAUUUCCACAUUCAGACUCGGUCUGACCCAGCUAUUCUGUACAACGAUAGAUCUGUCCUAGAAAAUCACCAUUUGAGUGCAGCCUAUCGCCUUCUGCAAGAGGAUGAGGAGAUGAAUAUUUUGAUCAACCUCUCAAAGGAUGAUUGGAGGGAGUUUCGAACCUUGGUAAUUGAGAUGGUGAUGGCCACAGAUAUGUCUUGUCAUUUCCAACAAAUCAAAGCAAUGAAGACUGCCCUGCAGCAGCCGGAAGCGAUUGAAAAGCCCAAAGCCUUAUCCCUGAUGCUGCACACAGCAGACAUCAGCCAUCCUGCGAAGGCCUGGGACCUGCACCACCGCUGGACAAUGUCCCUCCUGGAAGAAUUCUUCAGACAGGGUGAUAGAGAAGCGGAGCUGGGGCUGCCUUUUUCUCCUCUGUGUGACAGAAAGUCCACCAUGGUUGCUCAGUCGCAAGUAGGUUUCAUUGAUUUCAUUGUGGAACCCACCUUCACUGUGCUCACAGAUAUGACUGAAAAGAUCGUGAGUCCCUUAAUCGAUGAACCCUCCCAGACUGGUGGGACAGGACAGAGACGAUCUAGUUUGAACAACAUCAGUUCAUCAGAUGCAAAGCGAUCGGGUGUCAAGAGCUCUGGGUCAGAAGGAAGUGCCCCCAUCAAUAAUUCUGUCAUCCCUAUUGACUAUAAGGGCUUUAAAGCCACCUGGACAGAAGUGGUGCACAUCAAUCGGGAGAGAUGGAGAGCCAAGGUGCCCAAAGAGGAGAAGGCUAAGAAGGAAGCAGAGGAAAAGGCUCGCCUGGCUGCGGAGGAGAAGCAGAAGGAAAUAGAAGCCAAAGGUCAGGCUGAAGAAGGUGCAGCUGGCAAAGCUGAGAAGAAGACAUCUGGAGAAAGUAAGAAUCAAGUCAAUGGAACACGCACAAACAAAAGCGACAACUCUCGUGUGAAGAAUCCCAAAGCCGAGAAGUGGCCAGGAGAAAAGCAACAGAAUGGUGAUGUGAAAGAUGGUAAAAAUAAGACAGACAAGAAGGAUCACUCCAAUCUCGGAAAUGAUGCAAAGAAAACAGAUGGUACAAAGAAGCGUUCUCAUGGCUCCCCAGCCCCCAGCACUAGCUCCACAAGUCGCCUUACCUUGCCAGUUAUCAAGCCUCCUUUGCGUCAUUUUAAACGCCCUGCUUACGCAUCUAGCUCCUAUGCACCUUUGGUUCCAAAGAAAACUGAUGAGCAUCCUGCAAGGUACAAGAUGCUGGAUCAGAGGAUCAAAAUGAAAAAGAUUCAGAACAUCUCACAUAACUGGAACAGAAAAUAGGUCAAAGGGAAGAAGCAAAAGAGUGAAGGAGGGUCCGCCUGUCAGCCUGUCAGCGCUCAACAGCCACAGCAAUAUGCCCCUCCCUGCCCAUGGAGGUCUUCGGAGCUGCUACUAACAUAUUUGACUCCAAGAUGAAAGCUAUGUGAUAAUUCCCCCCACCCCCACCUUUUCUCUUAUAGACUUAGCAAUCACUGGAUUUUGACAUCAGUCUGGAUUCCAACAACAAACUAGUAAAAGUAUUUGUUUCCUGUGGCUUAUUAUAUAGGUCUUUCAAAGUUUAGGUUGGACCAAAAUUAAAAUAAGACAGUCUGCUCAGAGAAAACAACCCCCACCCCUCUUGGCAUUUUAAAAAAUCUCUAAGUAGACUUACCCUAGUAGUGACACUGUUUUAUUAAUCACUAUAUUUUAAAAAUUUACUUUAAAAACAUCUUUUCCAAUUUACAUACACUUAUUUAGAAUUUAAAUACACUUACUUAAAAUUCAAGUAAAUAUGUUGCUUUCAAAGUAAAUGUAUUCAAAACUAAAGUUUUGGUUCUGAAUAUAACAAUCUUAUUGGGAAAAGAGAACUAUGAAUUCUUGGUUCAUGGAUAUUUCAGAGUUCAGGCUUACAAAGUAAUUCCCAGUUAAAGAAAAAAAAGACAUUUUUGACUUCUAACCAAGUGUCAUAACCAAUAACCUUAGUGUAUUUUAAAGAACUUCAGGAGAUUUAUUUGGCUUAGUUUUCUUCUAAUUUUUAUUUCUGCCAUAGCAGAAGAUGCUAGAAAUCAAUGGGCUACCCAUGUUUUAAAGACUUCAGGUUUGAGAUUCACCACAAGGCAUGUUGGCCUCGGUUCUGGGAUCCUGGGUCAGGAGGUUAUAAAAUGAUGAAUCUAGUUUUAAUUUCUUAUUUCCAGAUUUUUCUCUGUAAGUCUAGAUACUCCUUUACAGAUGAUCUUUCCAAUAAGCCACAUAACAGAAACCCUUUUGGAUACCAGUUGCUUUUGAUGGGACAAAAGGCUUUGAAACUCACUUCACUUCAUAGUGACACUUUUAGCUUUUCUGUGUCUCUCACUAGAGCUUUUACUUUAGGAUAAAAAUCACAGAACUGGCAAGAAAAUGCUCAAGGCCAGAGACAGCUUUCAGGUUUGAGCUGCAGCCUGUAAUGCAUAACUAGUUGAAGGCCCUUGGUCUAUUGGCAAAACCUGCAAACAGUAGGUGUACAACAGAAGUAGUUAAAAGCAUCCCAUAUUCAGAACAAACUUUCCAGGAAAGUCCCACGAAGAAGGAGCUGUCCUGAUGGCCACCACCUUUCGGACUUGCCUGUGUAAGGUUUGCUGUCUCCUUCUCUCAUUCUCCAUAAUUCAUUUCCAGUAAACUGCAGUUAUCCCAGCUGAGCCACCUCAAAUUUAGUGACAAUUGUGCUGCUAAGCAAUUUACUCAAAAUAUGCAUUAUGAUGGUGUUGCAGGGAAAUAUAAUUGCUGCACAAACAGAAAAUCACGAUGAUUUUCAUUUCAUUUCUUAGCUCCCUGCCUCGUGUCUGGGCAGGGACAGCCUUCUGAAGGCCAGUAGUUUCUAGUUACCUAGAUUAGGGUAAGUGAACAGGUGACUCCUACCUGUUUGUACACAGAUGUUUUUUAGUGCUGGCUGCACAGAGCCAUUUAGAUACCCAAUGAGGGGGCUUCCUGGAUGUUUUUUUAUCUCACGCUCAACACCUCCAGCCUUAGAUUCAGACUUCACUCUGGCUGUGCUUUCUUAAUUGUGCUCCUAGAUGUUAGAAGCCAAGUUUCUGGAGAAGAGAGUUUCUUUGGUAUUCCCUUCUCCCAAGAUGUUAUUUUUCAAAAUUUGCCAAUAUUUUAGUUAAGCAAAUGUACAGACGUUGAGAUUCUGCACUGCUUGUAAAAUUACUACCAUG
Molecule: messenger RNA, 4382 nt
Organism: Fukomys damarensis (Damara mole-rat)
Lineage: Eukaryota; Metazoa; Chordata; Mammalia; Rodentia; Bathyergidae
Gene: Pde1c
Product: phosphodiesterase 1C
Exons: 18
Coding region: 361-2490 (709 amino acids)
Biological process (GO): signal transduction
Molecular function (GO): 3',5'-cyclic-nucleotide phosphodiesterase activity
Source: RefSeq, a predicted model, not a curated record